Molecule: messenger RNA, 1316 nt
Organism: Astrephomene gubernaculifera
Lineage: Eukaryota; Viridiplantae; Chlorophyta; Chlorophyceae; Chlamydomonadales; Astrephomenaceae
Source: the annotation of a GenBank genome assembly
AUCAGGAGGAUGGGUACGGCACCCCGCCACCAGCACCACGGCAACGGUAUCAACGGCAGCAAUUGCCACAACCAGCGCAGCGCCAGCAGCCCCAGCGGCAGCCUCUAUCCCCUCCACCUCCACCACAACGUCAGCAGCAGCAGCCCACGCCGCCGCCGCAGCUGCGACCACACCCCCAGCCGGUACAAAACCAUCAGCAGCGGCAGCAGCAGGCACCUCCACCUCCCCUACCGCAGCAGCAGCGCCAGCAGCCCCAGCCGCCUCUGCAAACCCAGGAAGAACCGCUACAGGACCAUUGGCAGCGGCCGCCUCGAUCCCCUCCACCUCCACCACAACGUCAGCAGCAGCAGCCCACGCCGCCGCCGCAGCUGCGACCACACCCCCAGCCGGUACAAAACCAACGGCAGCCGGCACCCCCACCUCCCCCACCGCAGCGCCAGCCACCGCUCCCGCCUCAACAGCAACGGCAGCAGCAGCAACCACCACCUCCCGGGCAAAUGGCUGGUCCUCGGCCACCUCCAAACGCCGUGCAACAAGCCGCCUGGGUUCGUGGUCGGCGGCAGAGACCUGCCCAGCAGCGGGGUAAGGACCCGGGCCCGCCGCCUAUACCCUUCCCUUGUGAUCGGGUACCGGGCGACACCAAGUGGUAUCAGUUCGGCAGGGUCCGCAGUGUGGGUGAGGGCGGGGAUGAGGUUGAAAGCGAGGAUGAGGGCGCUGGCAGCGGUGGGCGUAAAGCCAAGCUUCCAUCAAACGUGCCCCUUCUUUGCUGGCCUUCUCACGUGGUGAAGAAGAAGAAGUUUGGGCUUCUGGCUAUCCUCAAGAAGAUACCGGCGCAGAUGCCAGUCGGCAAGGAGCUCAACCACUACGAGUGGUGGUGUACCGAGGCCUUCGACUUCACCGUCGCGGAAUUCACUCAGGCCAAGAAGGAGACCUGGAAUGGAAUCCUGAACACGGUGUCCAAGUUCUUGGGCUUCUGCAGAUUCGUGGAGUGUGUACCCCCCAAGUUCAUCUCCCUGCGCUUGGCAGGCAACCCGACGUUGGUCAUCCGCUACCUCGACUUUAUGAUGAUGCGGUGUGCUGCUGCUCAUUUGGGGACUGAGGUCUGCCGCUUGAAGCGGCUGGUCGUAUACCUGGAGAGCUACGAUCCUACAUUGACGGACAAAGAGAGGGAGAAGCUCAUGGACAUGGUGGAGUGGCUCAAGAGGAUAUCCGACAGCUUCCGCCGAAGCUACCCUACGCCUGCCCCGCCGCCAUCUGAUGUGGACUCCGACGAGGAGGACGAGGACGGACCCACGGGUCUGCCUGACAAGGUGCUG